Molecule: messenger RNA, 3308 nt
Organism: Leptopilina boulardi
Lineage: Eukaryota; Metazoa; Arthropoda; Insecta; Hymenoptera; Figitidae
Exons: 3
Coding region: 315-3035 (906 amino acids)
Source: RefSeq, a predicted model, not a curated record
ACCCACAUCACACAGUAUUUAUCGUAUUUAUUAAUUGUCUUAAUUGUAUGUAGUAUUUUUUUAUUUAGUUAUUAAAUUAAUAUUAUUUAUAGUCUUUGUAUAUUUAUUUAAAAACAAAAUUUAUACUUUUAUAUAAAUCUCGUUGAAAUGUCAAGAUGUUAUUCUGUUAUUCCUGAUGUUAUAAUAAAUUCACCGCAAUGAUAAAUGAAGGAAUCGACUUCAGCUUGAAUUAAUAAUAAUGUGAAGAAUUAUCAAAACAGUCUUUUAUUUGACAACAAAGUAAUAAAGAAAAAUUGUUCAACAAAUAAAAAACAAUGGAAAAAGCAGUUAAAUAUCGGAAUAAAGAAUGUGUAGGCGUUUGUGAAGCGUCAACAAGCACAAAACAAUUUUCAAAUGAAAUGAACAAAUUUCAACAAUUGAAAAAUUCUUCUCCUUAUUGUUUAAUUAGUCACAUGUAUCAAUUAGAAUUAUCUACUUUGUGUUUAUUGAAAAAAUCUUCAUUUAAAAAUUCCAAAGAUUCAAUAAUAUUUCAAAAUUCUGUAAGCGGUCAAUUUGACAAUAUUAUCCUGUGUUUUAGAGAAGAAGCAAUUUGCAUAAAAAUACAACACGUUGAUACGUAUUAUAUAAAAGCAAGUUUGGAUUUUGAUUCAUUUUUUUCAAAUAGAAAUGGAAAUUUUACACUGAGAAAUUAUCUCAAUGAAUUUGCAACUUUUCUCUUUCAUUCAAAUUUUAAAUUAAAUCUACCGAAAUAUUUAAUAAUCUACACAAAUUCAGCUUUAAUUCUGACAAUGGAUAAAAAAUUGAAACAAAUUGAAACAACAAAUUGUGAUCUUCAACUUACCAAUGUCAAUUCAAAUAUUCACAAUAUUUUAGUUGAUUUAUUCAAAAGUAAUGGAGAAUUUUAUCAAUUUGCUAAUGAUGAAAAAACACGAAAUCAAUUAUUCAAAUUGGUAAAAUUUAAAGACAACAUUAUCAGGGAAAUAAUAAGAAAAGGAUUUUCUGUUGAAGAAAUAAAACAAAAAUUUUUUGAUCGAUUAAUUUUUGCUGUUAAUCAACCAAAUUUAGAGGAAUUAAUUGAUAAUGUUCGGCGAGAAAUUAGAAAAAAAAAUGAAAAUUUAAACAAACUUAGAAACGAGAUAAUUAGUCAAUUGAUAGAGGAUGAGAAAAAGGAAAAUAUAAAUAUCGAAAAUAUCCAAUCUACUAUCUACAGUUUUAAUUUAUUUAUGUUUUGCAUUCAUGAUAUGUUUAUGAAUGAAAAUAUUGUUGCGAUUAAAUUCGAAGAGAGAAUUUAUAAUAAAAUCGCUUUUAACAAUAUUAGUAUAAAUUUUAGAAAUAAUUUUUUUUACCUAAGGCCUCUCGAGGUAGAUGUCAAUAAAUUAUCUCUUAUGGAAUUAACGAAACAAAGAGACAUUUUCUCAAUUGAUACACAUUUUUCAUUCUUUAUUGAAGAAUUAGAUGAAAAUCUCGAUUAUUUUGUUAUUUACACAAAUUUAAGUGUCACACUACUCAGGGAAUUAAUUUUAGGAAAUAAAUUUCUAACACAAGAUAUGGAGGUGAUUCAUCGUUCAGAAUUUAAUCAGCUAGAUGUGAUGGAAAAAAAAUUUGCUAUUUUCAAAAAUUCCUAUAUUAAUACAAAUAAUCUUUAUCAAUUUUCACAAGAUGAAGCGGAAAAAAUUAUGGAUUUACUGACAAUUCCAGCUUGUUUUCACUCGAGAAAAGAAGUAGGAAAAUUUUCUAAUUUCACCGAAAAUGAAGUUAAGAAAUUGUUUCUCAAUAAAAUCGUUUUUGCUGUCAAACAAUCAAAUUCUGACGAAUUGUAUAAAUUUCUCGAAAGUAAUGUAAAUAUUUCUCAAGUUCCUUAUGAUUUUGAAAAAUUGUACAAAAUCACAUUGCGUUAUUUACAGUCACAUGAAUUUUUCGGUUUAACAAAACAUUUAAUGCGUAAAUUUUUUAAUGAUUUAAAAAAUAACAAACCACCAAUUCAAAGUAAAUAUUUCAUUGAAGAAAUUGAUUUUGCAAAACGUGUCAUUGGCUUAGUGGAUGUACCUGAAUUUUCACAAUUUAUGGAUUUUUUAACAAAAGGCAAGGGGAAAGUUUAUUUAAAUGUUCUGAGAAGAAAUAAAAUAAAUCUCUAUUCAAUAUCAAGAAUUAUUGCCGGAACAAAGAGAUGUGAAGCAAAACAAUCAUUUUGUGAUUUGUACAAUUUAUGUUUUGACAAUCAAGAAAAUAAAACUGCAUUUUUAAGAAUUUUAGAAAAAGGUGGAUUUAAUAUAAAUAAUAUUUCUAAUAUGCUCCAAGGUUCAGGAUCAAGUGGUGCAAAAAUACUUGAUUCUUUUUUCAAUCUUUGGUUCGAUGCUUUUGGAAAUCCAACAAAUUGUUUAAAAUCUCUGAAAAAUGAAAUAAAUUUAUCACGCAUUACAUUUCUUUUUAGCAAUACUGGAGCCAGAUGUAUUACUAUAUUCAAAGAAAUUUAUGCUCUUUGGUUUGAUGAUUAUGGAAUUAAAACGCCUAAUUUGAAAAAAUUAGAAAAAAAUGCAAUUAAUUUGUCAACUAUAUGCAAUGUAUUACAUAAUUCAGGAGAAUCAUUUCCAAUUUUUUACAAACUUUGGUUUGAUAAAAAUGGACAAAAAACAUUGCAAUUGUGGAAAUUGGAACAAAUUGGAAUUAGUCUUUUGAAAGUUUGCAGAGUAUUGGAAGGAUCGGGAAAAAAUGUAUCGGAAGCAUUUCGAAAAUUAUACAAUCUUUGGUUUGAUUCUAAAGGACAUAAAACAUUUUAUUUACGAACAUUGGAAAAGGAGAGAGUAAAACUUGAAAUUGUUUUUGAUAUUUUAAAUCGAACGGGAAUUCAUGCUGCCGCUAUUUUUGAAAAUCUUUACGCAAUUUGGUUUCACAAUAAUGGGGAGAAAUCUUAUUAUUUAAAAAUUCUCGAAAGAAAUGGAUAUCGUUUGCCAAAAAUUUGUAAAUAUUUAAGUGGUAAAGGUUGUUUAGCUUUGGAAGAGUUUAAAAGACUUUUAAAUUUUUACAUAAAAACAUAAUUAAAAACAAAAUAAAGAAAAAGAGGAGCAUGUUUUUUGUGUAUGAUGAUAUAAAUUAUUUUAUUAGUAAGAAGAAUUAGAAAAAGAGAUUUAGUUACGUGUAUAAAAAGAUAAUUGUGUUUUUAAUAUAUUGUAAAAAUUAGUUUUUCUUGUGGAUUUGAAAAACUACUGUUAAAAAAUAUUGUUAUACGUUUCUAUGUGAGAAAGUACAUUUUUUAUAAAAAAAAAAAUUUAUGUUAUUAAUAAUUUUAAAUAAAUUUUGAUGUUUACUUA